AUGCAUCUUAAGUUUAUUGGUUUAACUAUAAUCAAAAUGUUUGUCCCCGUAUUAGGCUUACUAGCCUGUAUUGUGUUUCAAAAUGACCAUAUCGUGCCCGAUGUCAUUAACGCUUGCCCAUCAACAAUAAGCAAGAUAACAUUCCCGGGCAAACUAGCCGUUAAUCUGGGUACUCAUCUCACACCUAAUCAAACCAGUCAGCAGCCCCAAAUAGAGUGGCCAACUAAAUGCGGCGGAUUAUACACGUUAGCAAUGGUAGACCCGGAUGCGCCCAGUCGUGCUGAGCCCACUAUGCGUAAUUGGCGACACUGGCUAGUGAUGAAUAUACCGGGCAAUCGUAUUAGUAAAGGUGAUAUUGUUUCCGCAUUUGAAGGCCCAGAACCCCCAGUGGGCACGGGUUACCAUCGUUACGUGUUUUUGGUCUAUGAACAAAAACAGGGUCAUAUUAAACCGCCACCUCGUGAUGAUGAUGAUGAUCAUAGGGGUAGUUUUAGCAUUAAAGUCUUUGCCACCAAAUACAAUUUGGGCGAACCCGUGGCCCAUCAUGUUUGCAAAUGCACUAUUAUGAUAGCAUUUCAAAACGAUAGUAUUGUGCCUGACAUACUCAACGCGUGUCCUCAAACAACAACCAAAAUCACAUUUGCAAACAAUGUCUCCGUAAAUUUGGGCAACGAGUUGACCCCAACACAAGUAAAAUCACAACCGCGAGUAGAGUGGCCAGUAGUGCCCAGAUCACUAUACACGCUAACCAUGCUGGAUCUUGAUGUCCCCAGCAGGGCUAAUCCAGCGCAUCGCAGCGUUAAACACUGGAUGGUAAUAAAUAUACCAGAUGCAAAUAUAACGGCUGGCUAUAUAUUGGACACAUUUCUCGAGUCACUGCCGCCCCGGGAGUCAGGCCUUCACCGAUACGUUACACUUAUAUACCGACAGUCGCAUCGUAUUGAGGGUCUCGUGCGAAACGAUACCAUCGAGAGUAGGCUAAUGUUCAAUGUGACCAAGUUUGCUCUGGAUCAUCAGCUUGGUGAACCUGUGGCUGGUAAUUUUUAUCACGCUCAAUGGGAUGAGUACGUGGACGUGGCCACAUUCCCAAAUAACAUAACGGUAAAUCUUGGUGCUCAUCUCACACCAGCUCAAACUAGCCAACAGCCAGCAGUAGAGUGGCCAACAGUCCAAUGCGCACUCUAUACUCUGGCACUGGUAGACCCGGAUGCGCCCAGUCGUGCUGACCCCAUAUACCGUAAUGUUAGACACUGGCUUGUGAUGAACAUACCGGGCAAACAGAUUAGUUAUGGUAAUAUUAUAGCCGGGUUUGUGGGACCGGCACCACCUGUUGGCACAGGUGUUCACCGUUACGUGUUUCUAGUUUACGAGCAAAAACAGGGAUAUAUUGAACCACCCCCUCGUGAUGAUGUUAAUCGGCAUAAUUUUAGCAUGGAGGAUUUUGCUAGUAAUUAUACCCUGGGCGAACCGAUUACAUUCCCGAGUAAGGCAAGCGCUAAACUAGGCAACGAGCUAACCUUGGCACAGGUUAAGGAUGAGCCCCGGGUAGUGUGGCCAACAACAUGUGGUUCACUGUACACCUUAGCCAUGAUGGACGCCAACAUACCAAUAGCCCUGCGCAGCGCUAAACACUGGCUGGUAGUGAACAUACCGGGCAAUAAUAUUACCGCCGGUGAUAUAUUGGCAGGUUUUAUACCGUCGGGUCCGUCCCAGGGGUCGGGUAUUCACCGGUACGUUACGGUUGUGUACCGACAGCCCCAACGUAUUGAUGGCCUGGUACGUAAUGAUACCAUAGAGAGCCGGGUCAGUUUUGAUGUGACAAAGUUUGCCCGCGAUCACAAACUUGGCAAGCCAUUGGCCGGUAAUUUUUAUCACGCUCAAUGGGAGAAAACUUCAGCUUAG
This is a messenger RNA of Medioppia subpectinata, 1902 nucleotides long. The record is from the annotation of a GenBank genome assembly. NCBI's taxonomy places the organism in Eukaryota, Metazoa, Arthropoda, Arachnida, Sarcoptiformes, Oppiidae.